Messenger RNA from Leguminivora glycinivorella, 2039 nucleotides. RefSeq lists its product as uncharacterized. Lineage: Eukaryota; Metazoa; Arthropoda; Insecta; Lepidoptera; Tortricidae. The transcript is spliced from 9 exons. The record is from RefSeq and is a predicted model, not a curated record. The coding region runs from base 80 to 1843 and encodes 587 amino acids.
CAACAAUUAAACGGAACGUCAGAAGAGAAACGGGCUGCGACGUUACCGGGUCGGAGUGAUCGGUGCAAAAUGUUUGAAAAUGGAAAUCAGGAGAUGGCUACUCUGUGUGGUUGUUAAUUGUGUCAUCGUGACGCACUUAGUAGCUAAGCCAGUCUCGCUGAAUGAGCUUAUCGCCGCCGAGAGAAAACAAAAGCAGGAGCAACAUACUAAACCCUCAGCAAUCAAGCGAUCAAAAACCGUGUCACUCAAUGAACUUUUAGCUGCAGAAAGUAACCAACACAAACAGGAAGAUAACUCUAAAAUUACUAAAUCUGAACCGAGGCGCGCUAAGACUGUAUCACUGAACGAACUUAUUGCCGCAGAAAGCAAACAACAGGAAAAGAAGUCGGUGAAUACUAAAUCAGGUAUAGCGCACUCGGCAAAGCCCUUUUCUACAAAAGAAAGUUCGCCAUCAGAAUCACGACAAAAUUUGGAAAGAUCACGUUUUCCUAAAAUAUUGGCUAAAAUACCCCGAAGAAAACCAUUCUUCCUGAAAGAUCUAUUCGCUACAGAAAAAUCUUCAGCCAAACACAGGAUAGGAAGUCUUCUAUCGAAGACUCCAGGCGGAGGACUUCGGUUGCAUAGUGGUAAAUUUCUACCAUCCUUAUCUCAUAAGCCGUUCGAGUCCGCAGAAAAUAUAUUCUCACUCGCUAGGACCAUAUCUCCUCUACAAUUCAGAAAGAGGUUUGAAAUAAGGUCUCCUCUAAAACCAAGAAAGAUUAAAUACUCCUUCACACCCCGCAACAAGCGAAGAAACCAAUCAGCAAAACGAGAAGCUGACGACAAUGCAGUAUUCAAUCACCGGUACAUACCGCUCAUUAGGCGGAUUGGUUUGCUUGUGGAUGGUAUUCUUUCCCCCGACUCUAGCGAGUCUGUCAAGCCCGUCCGCCGUAGAAAACCAAGACGCAAUCAAAGGCUAUCCGGAAAAGACGCCGAUCUUGCAUCCUCAGAAUCUAAGCCGCAGAAAAAGACAGUUGCUGCUCUCACUACUGUCCCCCCGCAGACCACUGACACCGAGGAUCCCACGACUGAAGCUUCCGACGCCACAACCAAUACUACUCCCUUUAGUGACAUCUACACUCUCCGACCACAUACGGACCUACCAUUACCAUCUACAGGAAAUACCAGCAGCGAUUGGGGAGACGAUAAUGGAGUCAGUGAGAGAAGCAGCACCACAUUUCACGGAGACAUUGAGAGACAUAUCGCCCGGUAUAAUGGAAGUGAUGAAUAUAAUUCCAGUGGACGAAACGAAACCUAUUCACCAUCUAAUGAGGAAGAUUCCUCUAGCCCUACACGAGUCGAUAAAUGCAGCGAUGGACACGGAACCGGAACUACCCGAAAUCGAAGUAACAACAAAACAGAAGAGGAAACAGAAACCACAACCCGUAGCUUCGUCAGAAGAAAUGACACUGACGCAAAAGCUACGCUCCAAAUUGGGGGAGAAACGCUACAAAUACCAAGAAACGUCCGAAGAUUACCAGGACUACCCGAUAAAGUCUUUAUUGUUGACGCAGAACCCGUACCGGCCCAAAAAUUUAGUGAAGAAAGCUUCGUCAAUGUCGCACACCAUCACGCCAGUACUGAACGAGGGACUGACGGGAAUGGCACAGAUCCCGCAGAAGAUAAAGGAAUUCGUCAAGUCAUUCAAGGAUUGAUACCGAUCAAUGACAUAAUUGACCCUUUUCUGAAACAACGUACUCAAGACAAUCAUGUUGUGGCCAUUUUUGAUGGAUAUAGCAUGGCUAGGGAUAUUAACGGUAGGAAUAAACUUACCGAAAAAACAAUCCGAAUUAGUCCUAAUUAGUAUUACCUAUUCAUGAUUGUUAAUUUAAAAUAUUUUUUGGGGUCAAAGACACAUGUCCGUAGUAUUAUUAGAAGUAAUAAAUUGAAAUAGAUAUCAUACACGAAAUAAAAAAUGGCAAGGCCCACUGGUGGCCGAGCCGGGAAUCGAACCCGGGUCUUCAGCUUACGCGGCUAACGUCUUUACCACUAGACCACAC